AUGAGCGCUAUGAGCCGCCGUAUGCAUAUCAUGAAGUGGGUCUACCAGUCCAUCACGCUUGGAGUUUGUGGCUGCUAUGUCGUACGUCGGUAUGGACCUGACUUCCGGGGAGCCUAUUUGCCUCAACUUGCUCUGACCGCCCACGCGACCACCAUCUCAACAGCAUCGCGAACAACUCUCACCCAAAGCUUCAAGAACACAGAGCAUAAGAAUUUGGACGAAGUCAAACAUUCCUUCCCCCUCCAAGAUGGUGUGAGCGUGGUGUGCUUUGAAUGUUCCACCUGGACCCGGAAUUUUCAAAGCAAAGUGAAAGCAAAAGAUCAGGCCAACAUUAUAUAUCCGGAUCAUUUUGCGGAAAACCAACCAGCAGCUACGAGAGACCCUAAUUCCGGUCGGAAUCAUGAUGGCAUCUUCCUCAUUCGCAUCGGUAAGGUUCCUGCACACAAAUCAAUCACCAUUAAGAUCACCUUCGUUGGCCAGCUAAAAUAA
This is a messenger RNA of Penicillium angulare, 489 nucleotides long. RefSeq lists its product as uncharacterized. The coding region runs from base 1 to 489 and encodes 162 amino acids. The transcript has 2 exons. The record is from RefSeq and is a predicted model, not a curated record. Lineage: Eukaryota; Fungi; Ascomycota; Eurotiomycetes; Eurotiales; Aspergillaceae.